Messenger RNA from Puma concolor (puma), 1821 nucleotides. The record is from RefSeq and is a predicted model, not a curated record. Lineage: Eukaryota; Metazoa; Chordata; Mammalia; Carnivora; Felidae.
AUGCAGAACAGUAGGAUCAGUUUUUCCUACCUCUGCCCAGCCUCCUGGUACUUCACUGUGCCCACAGUGAACCCAUUUCCCCGCCAGAGGGUGGCAUUCCUAGGACUCUUCUUCAUAUCCUGCCUCCUUUUACUUAUGUUAAUCAUGGACUUUCGACAUUGGGGUGCUUCAUUGCCACGAGAUAGGCAAUAUGAAAGGUAUUUGGCUCGAGUAGGGGAGCUUGAAGCAACCAACACUGAAGACCCAACUCUAAAUUACGGACUUGUCGUGGAUUGUGGCAGCAGUGGCUCCCGGAUUUUUGUUUAUUUCUGGCCAAGACAUAAUGGCAACCCUCAUGAUUUACUGGACAUUAAGCAGAUGAGAGACCGCAACAGCCAACCAGUGGUUAAAAAAAUCAAGCCAGGAAUCUCUGCAAUGGCCGACACUCCAGAACAUGCCAGUGAUUACCUUCGUCCUCUGCUGAGCUUUGCUGCUGCUCACGUGCCUGUGAAGAAGCACAAGGAGACCCCUCUUUACAUCCUGUGCACAGCAGGCAUGAGGCUUCUCCCUGAGAGAAAGCAGCUGGCUAUCUUGGCUGAUCUGGUGAGAGAUUUACCUCUGGAGUUUGACUUCCUCUUUUCACAGUCUCAGGCAGAAGUGAUCUCUGGGAAGCAGGAAGGAGUUUAUGCAUGGAUUGGAAUCAACUUUGUUUUGGGAAGAUUCGACCAUGAGGAUGAAUCAGAUGCUGAGGGUCCCCAGGAAUUGGCAACAGGGCGCAGAAGGACAGUAGGGAUACUAGAUAUGGGAGGAGCCUCUCUCCAAAUUGCUUAUGAAGUUCCUACCUCAGCCUCUGUCCUUUCUCCGAAACAGGAAGAAGAAGCAAAGAUCCUGCUGGCUGAAUUCAACCUGGGCUGUGAUGUGCAACACACUGAACAUGUGUACAGGGUUUAUGUCACAACCUUCCUGGGUUUUGGAGGCAACUUUGCCCGGCAGCGCUAUGAAGAUCUUGUGCUGAAUGAAACCCUUACCAAAAAUAGGUUGCUGGGCCAGAAGACAGGUCUGAGUCCCGACAAUCCAUUUCUGGAUCCCUGCCUGCCCGUGGGACUCACAGAUGUGGUGGAGAGGAACAGCCAGGUGCUGCAUAUCCGAGGAAGAGGAGACUGGUCUUCUUGCGGGGCAAUGCUGAGCCCCCUGCUGGCUCGCCCCAACACCAGCCAGGCCUCGCUGAAUGGAAUCUACCAGUCACCAAUUGACUUCAAUAACAGCGAGUUCUACGGUUUCUCUGAGUUUUUUUACUGUACAGAGGAUGUGUUACGCAUCGGUGGCCGUUACCAUGGGCCAACGUUUGCCAAGGCUGCUCAGGAUUACUGUGGCAUGGCUUGGUCAGUCCUAACUCAGAGAUUCAAGAAUGGUCUCUUUUCAUCACAUGCAGAUGAGCAUCGACUCAAAUAUCAGUGUUUUAAAUCGGCUUGGAUGUACCAAGUUCUUCAUGAAGGAUUCCACUUUCCCUAUGACUACCCACACCUGCAGACAGCCCAGCUGGUAUAUGACCGAGAAGUUCAGUGGACACUGGGAGCCAUUCUGUAUAAAACACGAUUCUUACCCCUCAGGGAUCUACGGCAAGAAGGUGUCCGGCAGGCCCAUGGUAGCUGGUUCCGUCUCUCCUUUGUCUACAACCACUAUCUCUUCUUCGCCUGUAUCCUGGUGGUGCUACUGGCCAUCAUCCUGUACCUUCUGCGGCUACGCCGGAUUCACCACCGACAAACUAGAACCUCAGCUCCAUUGGACUUGCUGUGGAUUGAGGAGGUGGUGCCCAUGAUUGGGGUGCAGGUAGGGCCAUGA